Brassica napus (rape) is the source of this 1574-nucleotide messenger RNA. Its product is annotated as ABSCISIC ACID-INSENSITIVE 5-like protein 4. The record is from RefSeq and is a predicted model, not a curated record. NCBI's taxonomy places the organism in Eukaryota, Viridiplantae, Streptophyta, Magnoliopsida, Brassicales, Brassicaceae. Gene Ontology annotation, cellular component: nucleus. Gene Ontology annotation, biological process: positive regulation of DNA-templated transcription. The transcript is spliced from 5 exons. Bases 187 to 1269 code for a protein of 360 amino acids. Gene Ontology annotation, molecular function: DNA-binding transcription factor activity.
AAAAAACCCUUAAAAGAGGAAAAAGCUCACCCCCUUAAAAUGGCAGUUUGUGUCGAGGUAGUAGCAAGCACACACACACUUGUCGUCUCUCUCCCGCAACUCUUCUCGUGUUUCCGCAGUCACCAAUAAUAUUAGAUACUAAAGAGGGUGUGAUUCAAUUGGUUUCAAGAUCUGAAGAAGAAAGUGAUGGGUACUCACAUCAAUUUCAACAGCUUAGACGUAGACUCUUCAGGAGGUAAUGGGAGUGACAAUAGCCAGUCAAAGCCAUUGGGGAGGCAGUCUUCGUUAUAUUCGUUAACAUUUGAUGAGCUUCAGAGCACAUUAGGCGAGCCAGGGAAAGAGUUUGGGUCAAUGAAUAUGGAUGAGCUUCUCAAGAACAUAUGGACUGCUGAGGAAACUACGCAACCCAUCAUGACAACUACAUCCUCCAUUGCAUCCGUGCAGCAACCAAGUAGUGGCUUUGCUCCAGGAGGAGGGAGUCUUGUGCAGAGGCAAGGCUCCUUGACUUUGCCUAGAACGCUUAGUCAGAAAACUGUUGAUGAGGUCUGGAAACACUUGAUGUCCAAAGAUAGUUCUAAUGGAACUGAUGCGCCUGAGAGGCAGGAGACUUUAGGGGAAAUGACUUUAGAGGACUUCUUGCUCCGAGCUGGUGUUGUGAAAGAAGAUAGUCAACAGAACCAAAACAACUGUGUUUCUACUGGUUUGGGAUUUGGAUUUGGUCAGCCGAAUCAAAACAACAUAUCGUUCAAGGGCAACAAUAGUUCUAUGAUCUUGAAUCAAGCACCAGCAACAAUGCAGCAGCAGCAGCUUCAACCACCACAUCAGAGAUUGCCACCAACUAUUUAUCCAAAGCAAGCGAAUGUAACAUUUGCAGCGCCUGUGAGCAACAAUAAUAGUGGUUUUGCUGCUAUGGGAAGAGGAGGGGUGACUGUUGCAUCUACUUCUCCUAGUGCGGAGAACAAUGCAGCUUGGUCAUCACCAGUUCCUUAUGUGUUUGGUGGUCAGGGAAGAAGAAGCAAUACAGGAGUGGUGGAGAAGGUUGUUGAGAGAAGACAAAAGAGAAUGAUCAAGAAUCGUGAAUCAGCUGCUAGAUCAAGGGCUCGAAAGCAGGCUUACACCUUGGAACUCGAAGCCGAGAUUGAAAAUCUCAAGCAACUGAAUCAAGAUUUGCAGAGAAAGCAGGCUGAAAUUAUGAAAACACAGAAGAAUGAGGUAAACAACAACUACCCACAGCAAAAGACUCUUUACAUUUUCAGCUACUUUUUCUAAAGGAACCGUCAAAGCAGCGUCCAUGGCUGGCCAAAACGCAAUGCUUGAGAAGAACCUUAACUGGUCCAUGGUAAGAAGACAAACACAAGCAAGAAGAGCUCGGACUUGGGACUUGGAAGACAAAAAAAAAUGUAAUAGAAGAUAGAUUCUACUGUACAGGAGAGAUGCAGACAAUGUAGAAAUCUUUUGAACUGAAUCUACUUAAAAAAGAGUGAAGAGUAUGAGAGAGCGUUUCAAUAUGAAUUCAUAAAUGUUAUAUUUAUAUGUGAAACUUAAAGAUUUAACUCAGAAAGAGAGUCCAUUUA